AUGCGAACAAAAGCUGGGUUAAUAAAUCUUUUCUCACCAGAAAAAGAACGCAUUGACAGAACGAAAUGCGCUUAUGUCUUCGAUGGGGGAAUGUUAUUACAUCGUGUCCCCUGGACCUCAAGUAAGCCAUUCAAAGACACUUUCGCUAGAUACGUCAAAUAUUUGGAAGACCAUUAUACAAAGGAAGUGAUAGUAGUAUUCGAUGGCUAUGACCUCAAUUGUAAUAGCAUUAAAGGGGCUGAACGUUUGCGGCGCGCGAGUAACAAGUCUUGUCCCGACAUCCAAUUCGACCCCACUAUGGAUUUAAUGGUUCCAAAGAACAAGUUUUUAUCCAGUAACUACAAUAAAAGUCGGCUCAUCAAAUAUUUGAUAGAAGCCUUGCAAAAGAAUGGCAUUUCCACGUUACAAGCUUUGGACGAUGCAGAUUCAUUAAUUGUACAAACAGCGCUCCAAAAAGACUCUGUAGGUGACCUACCAGUAGUAGUAGUAGUGGCAGAGGACAUUGACAUCCUAGUAAUAUUAACAGCAUUGACUCCAGAACACCGGACAAUUUAUUUCUUAAAAGCUGUCAAGGGAAAUAAGACCGACCAGGUGUACUCUUCCAGGAGCCUGGAUGCGCAUCCCUUUAUGAGAGACAACAUUCUGUUUUUGCAUGCAAUGAAUGGAGCUUUUUUCAGAAAAUGGAAAAAGUCAGUACUGUCAAGUUUGUCUAAAAUGGUGGAAAACUCAAAAUGGCCAUUGAAUCUUUUAAAAAUCAAAACCUUCCUCGAGAGACUAUAUUCGCGAACGGAGAAACUGUUUUGCUGUCGAUUUACAAAUUGCCAGCGAAAAUAA
Molecule: messenger RNA, 834 nt
Organism: Psylliodes chrysocephalus
Lineage: Eukaryota; Metazoa; Arthropoda; Insecta; Coleoptera; Chrysomelidae
Source: the annotation of a GenBank genome assembly